Molecule: messenger RNA, 1080 nt
Organism: Suricata suricatta (meerkat)
Lineage: Eukaryota; Metazoa; Chordata; Mammalia; Carnivora; Herpestidae
Gene: GLIPR1L2
Product: GLIPR1 like 2
Exons: 8
Coding region: 53-928 (291 amino acids)
Source: RefSeq, a predicted model, not a curated record
GGAGGCCCCAAGGCCCUAAGCGCCCGAGCCGUCCGCCCAAUCGCUCCCCGCGAUGGGACGGGCCCUUUUGAAGCUGUGGCUGUGUGAACUCUGGGUACUGCUGCUGGAUGCCGGGGUGGACGCGAAACUUCUGCCGCACGAAGAGGACGUGUAUUUUAUCAAUGAGUACGUGAACCUCCACAAUGAGCUCCGGGGCAACGUCUUCCCCCAAGGGUCUAACUUGCGCUUCAUGACUUGGGAUGUAGCUUUGUCACGGACUGCUAGAGCAUGGGGGAAGAAAUGUUCACAUGAGCGUAAUCCUUAUUUAGGAAAACCAUACAUGGCCCAUCCUAAAUUUAAUGAUAUUGGUGAAAAUAUGUGGAUUGGCCUUGAAAAUGAAUUUACUGCCAGUAUUGCUAUCAGAAGUUGGUACAAAGAGAAGACAAGGUACCAUAUUGAAAAUGACAGCUGCUCUCGUGACUGUUCUAAUUAUAAACAGGUUGUUUGGAACACAUCUUACAAAAUUGGUUGUGCUGUUACUCCAUGUUCAAGAGUGGGACAUAUCACACGUGCAGCAGUUUUCAUUUGCAACUAUGCACCAGGAGGAGCUCUGUCAAGAAGGCCUUAUACACCAGGAGUAGAUUGUUCUCAAUGUAACAAAUAUGACAGAUGCACAGAUUAUCUAUGCAGUAAUGCAGAUCGUGACGAAGUCAUAUAUUACCGAUUUUGGUAUCCAAGAUGGGAAGUUCCCCGGCCAAUUGUGUGUGACCCACUGUGCUUGCUUACUUUCUUCCUGAGAACGCUGUGUUUUACACGACAUUUGGCAAAAUCUGGGAACAUUACUGAAGUCAUGACCAGGAAGGUGCUGCUGGUAUCUAGUGGUAAGAGACCAGGAACGCUGAUAACCAUCUUACAAUGCGGAAGACAGCCCCCACGGUAUAUCGCCUAGACUUCAUCAUUGGAGCAAGACCUCUGAUGGGACACUGGCUGAUACGGUGUUCUAUUCCUAUGGAUCAAUCACUCGUGAGACCACACAUGGCGGUGUUAGCUAAUAUUCUUGGGGACAGUAAAGUCACACUCAUACUCAGAAAAGAUGUAAUA